Diplodia corticola is the source of this 738-nucleotide messenger RNA. RefSeq lists its product as uncharacterized. NCBI's taxonomy places the organism in Eukaryota, Fungi, Ascomycota, Dothideomycetes, Botryosphaeriales, Botryosphaeriaceae. Bases 1 to 738 code for a protein of 245 amino acids. The transcript has a single exon. The record is from RefSeq and is a predicted model, not a curated record.
AUGAACACGCCUGCCGCCUCUCCGUUCCUGCGCCUGCCCGCAGAGCUGCGUGUCCAGAUCUACGGUUACUUGCUGCCGUCCACUGCCCGUGUCCCCUACAAGCACGACCACGGGCUCAUAUGGCUGCGCGGCUGCACGUCUCUCCUGGCUGCGAACCGCCAGAUAUCCGAAGAGUGUCUCGAGCUGCUCUACGGCCAGAACAUCUUCGUCAUCGAGGUCAGCUACAACCGGAUCGACUUCCGCUUCAGAUGGCUGCUGCCCGCUAGUGGCCUCACUCCGAACACUUCGUACUCUUUUCUCGAUCAUUUUUCUCAGCGGAACCUCCAGCGCAUCCGGAAAUACCUGUUACAUGUAGAGCUCGUCGACAGCUACACGGGAAUGAUCAAAUACAAUUGCGGUGGCAGUGGGCUGUACGCAGGCCUCAGAGAACAGGUCCGCCGUUUAGUCGAGGUCCUGAGAUGUGCAGGAGAGCUGCGCGACGUCGAGGUCUGCUUCGUGGAUGGGCAGAAGAAUGCCGUCGCGUCCCAGGUCGUGCUGGAGCCGCUGCUCCUGCUCAGGGGCGUGCAGCACGCCGUUAUUUCAGGAGGUGUGACACCAGACUUUGCAAACUACCUGCAGCGAAAGAUGAAGGAAGUCGGUGAAGGGCCGGCAAUGACGCACCGGCCGCGCAUACCAUUCAUGCCUGAACAGCGUCGUUCAGCGCCUCCGCUACUUGAGAAAAUACUGCUAGCCAGCUGA